Parastagonospora nodorum SN15 is the source of this 2079-nucleotide messenger RNA. RefSeq lists its product as hypothetical. The coding region runs from base 1 to 2079 and encodes 692 amino acids. Gene Ontology annotation, molecular function: protein binding. The record is from RefSeq and is a predicted model, not a curated record. Lineage: Eukaryota; Fungi; Ascomycota; Dothideomycetes; Pleosporales; Phaeosphaeriaceae. The transcript is spliced from 3 exons.
AUGGUUCUUCCCUCUCUCUUCACCAAAUCGUCCAAGAAGUCCAAAAGCCACACGGUCCCUAAUCUUGCGCCCCCAAAGCCAGCAAGCAGCAGCAAUCCGGGCACCCCUCCCUUGUCGCCCGACAAAACCUCGCACUCGCGGGUGAAGGACAGGGAGCGCACUAGCAGCCGCCGCUCCAGCUCUUACUCGUCGCGCCGCUCGUCCAAGUACGACGACGACUCCCACCCGCUUAAUCUCCCGCCCGAGCAGCGGAAACGCUUCUCAGCCAUGUCCCAGAUGGCCGACCAGCCCUCGCCCCAGCCCAUGGACAUUGACCGGGACGCCUCGUCGUCGCCCGCGCCUGCACCAUCGAGCCCGGCGGCCGCACAGGCCCCAAAGGCCAACGGCGUGAACGGCAACGGCAACGGCAACGCCCACGACGACAGCCGCCCAGCUCCCCCUCCGCACAGAUACACCACGAGCCCGCCGCCGCAGGGCACAAACUACGCAGCCACGCCCGAGGCGGCAGCAACCCCGCCCGCCGAAAUUCCCACCAUCGACGCCGAGGAAUACAAGGCUGCCGGCAACAAGUUCUUCAAGAUCAAGGACUACCCCGCCGCCAUCAAGGAGUACUCGAGAGGUGCGUUGUGCUACUGUCCAAUCGAGGCCGACCCCAACAAUGCCACCUACUACUCGAACCGCGCGGCCGCCUACAUAUCCGCAAACCGCUUCUACGAGGCCCUGGAGGACUGCAAGAUGGCCGACGAGCUCGACCCCGACAACAUGAAGAUUCUGCUGCGGUUAGGCCGCGUGUACACGAGCCUGGGACGGCCAGACGAGGCUGUGCACGUCUACAACCAGAUCAAUGCCACGGCCAAGGACAUGCAGCCCGCACUGAGCAUGCAGAAGCACCUGCGGACGGCCGAGGAAACUUCACGCAAGGAGAACGGCUCCGGCUCAAUGGUCAUAUACGCCCUGAACGAGGCUGAGAAGGGUCUCGGCAUUGGCGUCGACAAGCCGCGGAAAUGGCAGCUCAUGCGCGGCGAGGCACACUUGAAGAUGGGCAACCCGAAUGCUCUUGGGGAAGCCCAGAACGUGGUCAUGUCUAUUCUGCGGAACAACAACCAGGACCCGGACGCGCUCGUGCUCCGCGGCCGCAUCCUCUACGCCCAGGGCGAGAACGACAAGGCGCUACAGCACUUUAGGCAGGCGCUGAGCUGCGAUCCCGACUUCAAGGCUGCGGUCAAGUACUUGCGGAUGGUGCAGAAGCUGGAGCGCAUGAAGUCGGAGGGCAAUGCUUCCUUCAAGGCAGGCAGGUACCAGGAGGCUGUCAACACUUAUACCGAGGCGCUUGCCGUAGACCCCUUGAACAAGAACACAAACUCAAAGAUUUUGCAGAACCGAGCACUCUGCAACUCGCGGUUAAAGCAAUGGAAGGCCGCGGUUGCCGACUGUGACAAGGCGCUCGAGCUCGACCCCAGCUACACCAAGGCGCGGAAGACCAGGGCGAAGGCCCUGGGAGAGUCUGGCAACUGGGAGGAGGCCGUGCGGGAACUCAAGGCCAUGUACGAAGCCAACCCCUCCGAGCCCGGUCUCGCCAAGGAGAUCCGGGACGCCGAGCUGGAGCUCAAGAAGAGCAAGCGGAAGGACUACUACAAGAUUCUCGGGCUCGAGAAGGACUGCACCGAGACGGAGGUCAAGAAGGCAUACCGGAAACUGGCCAUUGUCCACCACCCCGACAAGAACCCCGGUGACGAAGACGCGGCAGACCGAUUCAAGGAGAUCCAAGAAGCACACGAGACAUUGAGCGAUCCGCAGAAGCGUGCACGGUACGACUCUGGCGAGGAUCUUGUCGACCCCUCCGACAUGUUUGGCGGAGGUGGCGGCGGCGGCGGCUUCGGUGGUGCUGGCGGCAUUGAUCCCGAGAUCUUAAUGCAAAUGUUCGGCGGCGGCAUGGGAGGUAUGGGCGGCGGCGGCCGAGGCGGUGGAGGAGGCUUCCACUUCGCGAGCGGUGGCGGCGGCAGUCCCUUUGGCGGUAUGGGCGGCAUGCCCGGCGGCCAACGAAGAGGCCAAGGACCUCCCGGCGGCUUCCCCUUCUAA